AUGAAGAUUUUGAUAAUGAUUGAUUUUGUCCUUGCUGCUAGCUUGAUGGAUGUCAUUGGCAGCUCUGAUUUACAGAAAUGUUUUCAAGAGCAGAUCCGACUUCAGGGCCAGGUGAGGCUUCUGGAACAUCGUGUGAAACAGCAGCAGUUAAAAAUCAUACAGCUCUUAGAGAAGAAAGAGAUUCAGUACAGUGACAGAGAAGAUGAAAACAGUGUCAUUGACUUGAGAGGAAAAAGACAGUAUUCAGAUUGUGCAGAAAUCUACAAUGAUGGCCAUAAGCAAAAUGGAUUUUAUAAAAUAAAACCAGCCCAGAGUCCUAGAGAAUUCCUUGCGUUCUGUGACAUGUCUGAAGGAGGUGGCUGGACUGUGUUUCAGAGACGUUCUGAUGGCAGCCAGAAUUUUGAUAGACUAUGGGCUGACUAUGAAGAAGGCUUUGGAAAUUUUGUUUCGAAAAAUAGUGAAUUUUGGCUUGGAAACAAAAAUCUUCAUUAUUUGACUAAUCAAGGGCAUUAUACUUUAAGAAUUGAUCUAACUGAUUUUGAAGGAGAACGGCGUUUUGCACAGUAUGCAAGAUUCAGAGUUGCAGGAGAAGAGCAUUCUUAUGAGAUGAGUUGUGGUGAAUACUCUGGUACAGCUGGUGAUUCCCUUACUGGUGGAUUUCAUCCUGAAGUAAAAUGGUGGGCUGAUCAUCGAGGAAUGAAAUUCAGUACUAGAGACAGGGAUAAUGACAACUAUGAAGGGAACUGUGCUGAAGAGGAAAAGGCUGGCUGGUGGUUUAACAGGUGUCACUCUGCCAACCUGAAUGGUUUGUAUUACAGAGGUCCCUACACUGCCAAGACAGACAACGGGAUUGUUUGGUACACCUGGCAUGGGUGGUGGUAUUCCCUAAAAUCCGUUGUCAUGAAGGUCAGACCUGAAGACUUUGAACGUAGUAUUGUUUAA
Messenger RNA from Cinclus cinclus, 942 nucleotides. It is a transcript of the gene FGL1, whose product is annotated as fibrinogen like 1. The transcript has 7 exons. NCBI's taxonomy places the organism in Eukaryota, Metazoa, Chordata, Aves, Passeriformes, Cinclidae. Bases 1 to 942 code for a protein of 313 amino acids. The record is from RefSeq and is a predicted model, not a curated record. Gene Ontology annotation, biological process: negative regulation of T cell activation; regulation of immune response.